Molecule: messenger RNA, 1157 nt
Organism: Eucalyptus grandis
Lineage: Eukaryota; Viridiplantae; Streptophyta; Magnoliopsida; Myrtales; Myrtaceae
Exons: 2
Coding region: 89-781 (230 amino acids)
Source: RefSeq, a predicted model, not a curated record
UCUUGGACUAUUCUCUCUCUCCUCUCUCCCUCUCUCUCUCUCUCUCUCUCUGCGCUCCCCCUGCACAGUAAGCUUCAGAAAUCAGAGCAUGAAUGACUACAGAGAAGGCAACUCGACAUGCUGCUAUUUCCAUCCUCAAGAAGUAAUUGUUGGGGUCUGUCCCUUGUGCUUGAACGAGAGGCUUCUAGUUUUAGCAGCAAAGCAGGCGCACAACAACCACCACCACCAUCUUCCUCCUCAUUCAACCAGAAGCAGCCAUGGCCACAGAGCUCAGAGCCAGAGCAAUAACCCCAACAAGAAGCCACCUGUUGCUGGUCUUCCCAAGAUCUUUGCUUUUGGAUCUUUCCUCAAUCGCCUCGAAUUCCGGCAUUGGAAAUCUGGUUCUAUCUCCUAUGAAGAGGCUUCCCCUAGCCCAGAAGAUUCUUUCAUAUCAAUCAAAUUUGAGGACAAUGGUCUUGCGUCGUGGGAAAAAAACACAGCUUCUAAGGUGUCCUUUGACAAUUGCAAGGCUUCAUGGCCUCACAGCACGAGCAAGAAGACUAUCCCCGCUACCACAGCCUCUAGGGAAAGCAGUACCAAUAACAAGACGGUGGUCGAGCAUGCCAAGCCGCGCGCCUCGCUGAGGUGGCGGAAGCGGAUUGGCCACUUGUUCCAGCUCAUGAGAUGGAAGAGGUCCAGCAAGAGCAAGGGGAGCGUCUGCCACGUGGGCACCAAGGUGGAGGGGGUGAAGGUGAGGAGUGGCUGGAUGAGGACUCUCACAAAGAGGAGGACCAAAGAAUGAAAAAGGAAAAGAGAGAGGGUUUCAAAAGAAAAGAACGAGUCCCCUUCUUUUUGGGUAUUUUCUUUUGGGGCCUGCAAAGUGUGACUGUAAAGUUUGAUACUAUUGAGACCGACAGAGUCAAAGAAUAGCUUGAGUAAGUGCUUUCCUUUCUGAAUGCUCUCCGGAUCCUUGUAUAUUUAUCUAAAACCCCUUUUGCUUCUCAUGGUUGUAGCCAGAACAGAAAAUCAGACAAAAAGAAAAGUUGUUUGGGGCUUAAAAUGGCAUAUGUAAUUUCUUUAAAACGUCAUGAAAGGAAUCAUUUUGAUAUCCUUUGAAGAUAUGGGGCAAAAGUAAACAAUGAUGGACCAUGUGUACAAUGCUAAAGAAGUGCUUGUCC